UCCGGUGGUCUGCCUGCCGCCGCCGCGCUUCCUUCUCUGCAUCCGGCAUACGUUCCCUAAAAAGCCAUCCAGGGUAAAUAUACAGAAACUCGUAAUGGGAGAGCCCAGCGACGGAGCUUCAUCGGCACCGGCUAGAGCUUUCGUGCUUCCCAUAGAUCUUGUUCAUGCUCCUCCGCCACAAGAAUGGAGGCCGGUUGUCAAGGUUGCAGAAUACAUACCCAAGGUUCCAGGCGAGCCAAAGAGAACAUUAUGGCGACUAAAUAGUUCAAAUAUCCGAAAGUACCAGGGUAUUAAGGCACCCUCGAUUGGUCUGCUCAACUCCGGUGUAGACUCCUCUAGCCCCCUCUCGGAUCUUGUUCAAGCUCCUCCACCAGAGGAGUGGAGGCCAGUCGUCAAGGUUGCGGAAUACAUGCCCAAGGUUCUAGGCGAGGCAAAACGAACAUUAUGGAGAGCAAAUAGUUCAAAUAUGUACAAAUAUCAGGGGUUUUCGUGGCCAAGGGUUGUUGGUCUCAAGGCACAUAAGGCUAAGAGGAUCAUCAGGAAAGGCAAACCGGAACUCCACUUCGAAGUCCUUCCAGAAAAUGCAAUGCGAGACUGCGUUAGUAGGAAUUUCCGUGUCACGCUAAUAGUGGACAAACACAAUCGUGUCGUAGAAACUCCCCGUGUUUGUUAACUAACCAGAGGGGGUUUAAUUGGCAUGUUGGAUAUACUACUAUCCAGCAACUUGUGCUUGAUUUACAGUCCUUUUUCUUGCCAUGUAGUUAGGACAAAUUAUUAAGAUGCUUGAACCAGGAAUGUUUAACAUCUACUACCUCUGUACAUUAAUAUAAGAGAAUUUUGCAGUUUUAA
Molecule: messenger RNA, 849 nt
Organism: Triticum dicoccoides
Lineage: Eukaryota; Viridiplantae; Streptophyta; Magnoliopsida; Poales; Poaceae
Exons: 5
Coding region: 95-673 (192 amino acids)
Biological process (GO): response to wounding
Molecular function (GO): serine-type endopeptidase inhibitor activity
Source: RefSeq, a predicted model, not a curated record